Vicia villosa (hairy vetch) is the source of this 876-nucleotide messenger RNA. RefSeq names its product F-box/kelch-repeat protein At3g06240-like. The transcript is spliced from 2 exons. Lineage: Eukaryota; Viridiplantae; Streptophyta; Magnoliopsida; Fabales; Fabaceae. Bases 1 to 876 code for a protein of 291 amino acids. The record is from RefSeq and is a predicted model, not a curated record.
AUGAAAUGUUUCAAGUCUGUUUGUAAGUUGUGGUUUUCUCUUAUUUCUCAUGAUCCUCACUUUGCUAAUUCACAUUUUCAACUUAACUCUGCAACACACACUCGUAGAAUUCUAUUAAUAUCAUAUUCAACUCAUGAAUCUCUAUCCCUCGAUUUUGAAGCAUCGCUUGAGGAUGACAAUGCUUCUUUUUCACUCAACCUUGAUUCUAUCUUUCCAGAGGAUUUUACAGAUGCUGAAUAUUUCUAUGGUUUUGGGUACGACGAUUCAACCAAUGAUUAUUUGGUUGUUUCAUUGUCUCGUAUUGAUUCAGGAGAUCCUCCGUUACGCUUGGAGUACUUCUCAUUCAAAUCUAAUACAUGGAAAGAAGUUGAGGGUCCUUACUUCCCUCAUGGAUUCCAGGAGGAUGAGCCCAAAGGUGGUUUGCUCUAUAAGGGAGCUAUUCAUUGGGUGGCUUAUCGUUAUGAUUUACAAACUGAUGUUGUUGUUACAUUUGAUUUAAUGGAAAGGAAACUUUCAUAUAUGCUUUUGCCGACUGAUUCUGACGGUAGUCGUUUGGAGUGUGGUUUAUGGGUUUAUGGAGAAUUUCUCAGUGUAUAUACUAAGUAUUACUAUAAUCAUACAGUUCAAAUAUGGGUGAUGAAAGAAUGCAAAGUGAACUCCUCUUGGACUAUGGCUCUUGUUUUUCCUUUGUGUUGUACAAAAAGUGAUGAUAUUAUUGGGACAGAUGGUGAAGAUGGACUGGUGAAGUACGAUAAAAGUGGACACUCUCUGGAGCAACAUUCUUAUCCUAAUUACUAUCUUAGAUGCGAAUUGACUAUGUAUAUAGAUUCUUUGCUUUCACUCCCUGGUGGUGAUGGUGACAACCAGCAAGCUUAG